This is a messenger RNA of Rhodamnia argentea, 1102 nucleotides long. Its product is annotated as leucine-rich repeat protein 1. NCBI's taxonomy places the organism in Eukaryota, Viridiplantae, Streptophyta, Magnoliopsida, Myrtales, Myrtaceae. The record is from RefSeq and is a predicted model, not a curated record. The coding region runs from base 229 to 888 and encodes 219 amino acids. The transcript is spliced from 6 exons. Gene Ontology annotation, molecular function: protein binding.
CCGAUCCUCCUUUGCCACUUUCCUCUGUCUUGACUCUUCGGCACUCUCUCUCUCUCUCUCUCUCUCUCCUCUGCGCACGCAAGAAGAGAACUCAAAGUCUUCCUCUUUUCUCUUUUCCACGGCAGCGAACUCCCCCCAAGAGCACAACCCUAAUUCGAAUCCACAGCCAGUGCGCGACCACCCCAAUUCGAGCCGAGCCGUGCUUGAGCCGACUUGGCAUAGCGAAGAAUGAAGACGCUGGCUUGGCUGUGGAGCUGCUGCUUCUUCUGCGUGUCGUCGCUAACCCUAGCCUCGCUCCGGUUGGCGGGCGCCAACUCCGAGGGGGACGCGCUCUACACCUUCCGGCGGAGCCUGUCGGAUCCGGACAACGUGCUCCAGAGCUGGGAUCCGACCCUGGUCAACCCCUGCACUUGGUUCCACAUCACUUGCAAUCAGGACAAUCGCGUCACUCGAGUGGAUUUAGGGAACUCUAAUCUAUCUGGACAUCUGGUACCUGAACUCGGGAAGCUUGAGCAUCUUCAGUAUCUUGAGCUUUACAAGAACAACAUUCAAGGAACUAUUCCGACUGAGCUUGGUAACUUGAAGAGUCUCGUUAGCUUGGACUUGUAUAACAACAAUAUCACUGGGAACAUCCCUCCCUCACUGGGGAAGCUGAAAUCUCUUGUUUUCCUGAGGCUAAAUGAUAAUAAGUUGACUGGGCCAAUCCCAAGGGAACUCGUUGGCAUUUCAAGUCUAAAAGUCAUGGAUGUGUCAAACAACAACCUUUGUGGAACUAUUCCUACUACGGGACCAUUUGAACACAUUCCGCUGAACAACUUUGACAACAACCCACGACUAGAAGGACCCGAGUUGCUUGGGCUUGCAAGUUACGACACUAACUGUUAUUAAUGGGUGGAAGCAAUGCGAAAUCUCAUAAUUAGUAUGGUCAUGCAGUCUCAAGAGUCAGAAAUCUAUCUUACAGUGUAAAAGGAGAGCAGUCAAUGCGAUCCUCAUAUGAGUAAUUUGUAUAUUGUAUUAUACUCGAAUGCUUUAGCACUUGAAACUCUGGGUUGUUAUGCUGUUUCGGAGACAUUCUAAGUUAUGAAUCUGUAUUGUCAUAGUA